UCAUGAUUUGUAAAUUACAAGUGCAAGUGGACUGAUCGGUAUGGACGUGAGCCUGUUUCAAUAAAAUCCGUUAAAAAAGAUACGAGGUACAAAGUGGACAAAAUCCAAAUCUUGAAGGACUAAACAUAAUUACCUGGAUUCUUUUACCAACAAGGAUCCGCCGAUCGGAACCAGUUGGAAGCGAUUCAAGAACGCAGCCUUCGUCUUCCGCUUCAGUUCACUUUGAAAAUUCAGUUCGAUCUGCCGCUACUUUACAUAUCAUAGGAAUUAAUUUCCAAGUACUCCUAUUUUAUGAUCAAUAAUCGAAGAUGAGUGGACUAUACGAUGGAUGGAAUGAAAUUCUAAAGAUUCAGAAGUUCCGGAGAACGGUGGGAUACACUAUUUUCUUUUCUUUCUCGGCGCUCAUUAGCUAUGCCUACAACUCCAACACGACAAGAGCUGGAUUCUCAAGAGGUGAUCAGUUUUAUGCAUCUUAUCCUGCAGGGAGUGAGCUUUUGACUGAUACUACUAAGUUAUAUAAAUCUGCACUUGGGAAUUGCUUCGAAGAGGAAGAAUGGGGCCCGAUUGAAUGGUCUGUAAUGGCCAAGCAUUUUGAACGUCAAGGGAAAUCACCAUAUGCGUAUCACGCUCAAUAUCAGGCUCACCUUGCUUCUAAUGGAAAUCUUGAUGGAAGUGGCUAGAAUGUAGCAUCCAGCAGGAGUAGGAGUCACAUGUAUUCAUGGAGCAUUUGCAAUUUCAUUAAUACUAAAUAUUAAAGAAGCCUGAUACUUAUGAGCUUAUGAUGAAUUGUAAUACAUCAAUGGUGUAACAUUGUGAUCUAGGUGAAUGAGUUUUUAUUGUUGCUUUUGGCCA
Lactuca sativa (garden lettuce) is the source of this 852-nucleotide messenger RNA. RefSeq lists its product as uncharacterized. NCBI's taxonomy places the organism in Eukaryota, Viridiplantae, Streptophyta, Magnoliopsida, Asterales, Asteraceae. The record is from RefSeq and is a predicted model, not a curated record.